AUGCCAACCGCCCCCAAUUCAAAGCACAAAGCAGCUGUUUUACUGAUUGACAACUAUUUCGACCGUAUUCAUUGGUUCAUUCUUCUUUUUCACCAGCGUGAAUUCCGAGAUAAAUUUUGUUGUAUCUACACCCCUGAUCCGGGUGAACCCAAGCGGUCGACCACUCGACCAAGAGCCCGCCUAGGAGACAUUGCUGUGCUUUUGGCAGUUAUGGUGACUAGUCUCAAAUACACCAAUGACUCACAGAAAGAUCUAUUAGCCGUGAGUGGUGUCGAUGCGGAGCAACUCAGAAAUAGGAUACUCAUGGCUUUACGACUAAGACUUCUGGACAUCUUAUCCGUCGGCACAAUAGAGGUGGUACAGACUCUUGUUUUGCUGGGCAGUUACUAUCUGUUCCAUGGAGAGCCCGAACUCGCCUGGCCUCUUUGUGGAUGUGCCUUGCGAAUCGCCCAGGCACUCAACUUACACCGAAAGCUCCCACCUAGAGGGCCCGCUGAUUCGGUUCUCAAGCCGAGCAACGCAGCUCGGAAGCGCUGUUGGUGGGCUGUCUAUGACAUCGAAACAUUCUGCUCUAUGCUCUAUGGAUUUCCACUGAGCAUAUCGGAUGCGGACUGCGAUGUGGAUCCUCUUGACCUUUAUGACGAAUUAUCGGCGUCUGGAAUUCAAGAAGAUGAUCCAUCACAACCUACUCUUCUUUAUUACAAAUGUGCAAUGUCGACUUUAUCUGCUUUGGUCAAAUCGACUUUAGUCGAUUUAUAUGGAACUCGCCGCCAACGAGACCCACAAGAUGAUUCCAUCCUGGAUCAUGCAUCCCGGCUGUCCAGUCUAGUGAAAAAGGUCGAAGCAUUAAGCUCAAGGUUGAAUGACUGGCACGCCAACUUGCCCGAAAAGCUUCGGCUUGGAAAACUUGAUUCUAACACGGCUACAAGACAAGAUCCAAAAGAUAUCUCACGGCUUCCCUUCGAAGACCAACUUUUCCAACUCCAAGCACUUACACUCAAACUUGGGUUCGAGAAUUCUAAGAUACUUAUACAUCGCCCACUCCUCUCGUUCAAAAUAAUUACUCCUCCCCACCCACCCCAUUCAGAUUCAAAUUCAAAUCGUCGAGUCGAUCCUUUCUCCUUGGCAACCGAGACCUGCCGCGAAUCUGCUUUGCAGAUAUCGUUGAUUGGACUGUGUCCUAUUGUAAGACAUGCGGCUGACACUUACGCCGCUGCGUUUAUGUCGUUACAUCUUUUCACGGCCGCGGUGACAAUCUGCAUAAUAAAUAGCCUCGAUCCGCUCAACCCAAAAUCGCAUGAAUGUAAAUUGGGCAUUCGACGAUUGAUGGAGAUGCAGACACUGCUGAAAGACAAGUCGAUUGUCGCCUCGCAGGGUCUGGAAAUCACCAAACAGUUAAUGUCGCUAGCUCUUGCAAAGGAGAUCGAUGCGAUGUUUGAUGUUUCCUGUCCUCCAGUCAACCCUUCGGCCGGAAGGCCUUCCACGAAUAGCGCGGCUCAGGUCUCUGUUCCUGAAAGCAAAUCAACACAAACAGAGAUUCCACCAAGUGCCGACCCUAUAAUCGUGCCAGAUCAUACCACAUCGUCUUCAAAAACACCUAAAACGCAGGAAAGUAUUUCGACUGAAGUUGAUCCUUGUAUAUUCGAACCUGCAAGCUUUGAAUUCGGUGAAAACCCUAGCAUGACUGAAGCGCUGCUUGACUUUGGACAGGUAAUCAACCUACCAACAAAUCAAAACAUGUCCAAUGAUGGAGUGAGCGAGCUGGACGCAGUGGAUGAGGCCCAAGAGAAUUACUUCGUUGGUCAAGAUCAAGGGUGGAUCUGGGGGUGGGGAAUGUGA
Messenger RNA from Penicillium soppii, 1839 nucleotides. RefSeq names its product transcription factor domain-containing protein. The record is from RefSeq and is a predicted model, not a curated record. NCBI's taxonomy places the organism in Eukaryota, Fungi, Ascomycota, Eurotiomycetes, Eurotiales, Aspergillaceae. The transcript has 3 exons. The coding region runs from base 1 to 1839 and encodes 612 amino acids. Gene Ontology annotation, biological process: DNA-templated transcription. Gene Ontology annotation, molecular function: DNA binding; zinc ion binding.